UUUUUUAUUAUUGAAUAAUUCAUUCGAUGGGACGAGGAUUUAUCGAUGAGUGGUGAAAAAUAAAAAAAAUAAAAUGUACUCGAUGAACUGUUAUGUCACGUCAUAUUGCACUUGAAAGGACACGAAUGCGGCUGCCCUGACGAUCAAUAAUUGGGGAUUCUAUACCCUUUAUACUUUAUUCCGUGGAUCAACUCAGAAAUUUGAUUCGUGAGUGAAACUACAUGGGCUGUUGACUGACGUUCCUUAUGUGGCGUGAUUCAUCAAGGAUUUCGAAUAUAUUUAUUCGUCUGUCUUAACGAAUAAUUUCCGGCUAGAUAAUGGUGUCUCUGGAAGACAGCUGGAAGGAGGCGACAGAUGGAUUUAACACUGAGGCUUGUGAUUCAUGGUUCACAAGGCUGCAGGAAGUUUACUCAGAGGAGAAGAGGACGUACCAUAAUUUGGAUUCACUGAGAGAGAAAUUGGGUCAUUACAAUGAUGUCAAGUGUCUGCUGAAAAAUCCCAGGGCACUCCUCCUUGCAUUGUUUUUCCAAAAUUUUGAAUACGAUCCCAAGGCUCUGGAUGGAGAAAAUCAGAACAUAGAUCAUUUUGUUGCCUUUGCUGGUGAAGCAGAAAUACCAGAGGAUGAUGAAUUACGUAAUGAAACUUGCGCAUUACUGAAAGCAGCAGCUACUCACAGUACAGAGGAGCACAAGGUUGAUGGUGCCUUCGGCAGUGAAGAUGCUCACUACCUGUUAGAUUUAGACAUGGCUGUUCUAGGCUCAGCAUCAGAGGCCUAUGCUGAAUACAGAGAAAAAAUCCGUGGAGAAUAUUCUUUUCUCAGCGAGCCUAUGUACACAGCCCUGAGACUCAAGGUACUGCAGAACUUUGUACAAAUUCCGAAUAUAUUUGCGACUAAGGAGUUUCGGGAGAAAUUCGAGGAGCAAGCCAGAUUAAAUAUCCAAGCUGAAGUAGAAUUGCUGUCUUAGGAGUUAUUCGACAUUGUUGCCCUACAAUCGAAUCAUUAUGAGAAGACAAUUAAGGCGUCUUGGUUUUCUUUUUGAAUAAAUAUUUAUCUGUUAUGGGUACAUCCUGAUUUUUGGAAUUGAGCUUUCGUACUGCUGUGCAGAUUUUAUGACUUGUCAUUGAAUUAUGAAUAAGUAGAAUGAAAAUCUUCAAUUUGUGGUCUCCGUAAAUUGCUUAGGUGUUUAUAAGCUAUUCGUUGAUCUCAGGAAGAUGUGUGAAAAAAUUUCAAAUAUUUUUCUCACUGAGAAUUAGUACGUCAGUCAUGCCAAAUAUGUGAAUUUCUUGUUGGAAAUAGUAGGAGAACUGCACAAUUAAGCAAUUCGGUAUGACUUAUUGGUGGAAUUGUCAUUGUAUCUAAGAGAAAAGUAAUGAGUGCGUAGAAAUGUUAAUUUUCAAACUAAUUUAAAUUCAUGUUCAGAUAAGGGACUUUUUGGCUGAGAAAAAUGUGGCAAUGAACUAAUGAAAUUUUGCUGCAUGAAUUUUCGCCGAAAAAAAAAACCAAAUAUCUGCAAAAUUGUUUUAAAAAAAUUGUUCACUUCAUAAGAGAAGGCGGUAACUAUUUGAGAACGAUCUGAAGAUGAUAAAUAUUUUAAUUAAUUAUUUAAAGAUGCGAGGUGGAGUCGCCGCCAUUUUAACACCCUUUGCUGGGAAUGCGCGAACAAGAUGGCGGCGCCAAAAUCUGUCACUCGUCUCGUAUUUUAUGUUCAUUCAAUUUUUCAUUGAAAAAAACAAUUAUUCAUUUCUGCUUGAGAAUUCAUGACGCAAAAUUUGUUCUUUAUUUCUUUCUAGAAGAAACACGUAGAUCCAACAAAAUUAAUGACCACGUUAUCACGUUUUGAUUUUGUAAGCUAUUUUAAUUGUAUUUUAUCAAUGUUAUUCAAUAUAUUCUGUGGUAAUCCGGAGUAUUCGGACUGAAACGACUCAUUUUUCGAGUUUACUACGAAAAAGCUUGUGUAAACAGAUAAUUUGUAAAAGUUGAACAGAAAUAGAAUUCACGAACUCAUCGAUUAAAUCAGACAAUAUGUACAUACGUAAUUGUGGAAAAAAAAAUAAAUUGAUUUGUGUUUAAUGUCAA
This is a messenger RNA of Fopius arisanus, 2077 nucleotides long. RefSeq lists its product as uncharacterized. The transcript has 6 exons. The record is from RefSeq and is a predicted model, not a curated record. Lineage: Eukaryota; Metazoa; Arthropoda; Insecta; Hymenoptera; Braconidae. The coding region runs from base 318 to 965 and encodes 215 amino acids.